This is a messenger RNA of Saccharomyces cerevisiae S288C, 876 nucleotides long. RefSeq names its product Nsg1p (gene NSG1). Gene Ontology annotation, biological process: protein folding. The transcript has a single exon. Gene Ontology annotation, cellular component: endoplasmic reticulum membrane. Lineage: Eukaryota; Fungi; Ascomycota; Saccharomycetes; Saccharomycetales; Saccharomycetaceae. The record is from RefSeq and is marked reviewed. The coding region runs from base 1 to 876 and encodes 291 amino acids.
AUGGGCAAGAAGAAGAGUAAGAACCAAUUAAACACUGGAGGUGUUCCUAAUGGUGUCCAUAAUACCAAGAAAGAGGCAGCUUUGCCACCUUUGGGAAAUAAGCUGGGAAGCGCAAGUUUUACAGCUAUAAAUACGCUGACUAAGCCCGCUUUGUUUUCAUUUUAUGAUGACGAUAUUACCAAGAAUGAAGGUAAUGUUUAUGACAAGGCUUUAUUGUCUAACGCCUCUCAAUUGGAAAUGGUUCCGCCAUCCGCGACUGCGAGACACGAAAGGUCAUUGUAUGCGAAAAUAAUCAAUACUAUUGCUGCAUUUUUUAUUCUAUUCAUAGCAGGAAUACUCUUCCCCAUGAUAUCAGAAUGUUUGUUUGAUAAUGACCAAUUGGCAAAGGGAGAUAUCGUAUCCUUUUUAAAGCAUGGUAUAGAAAUUAAGAACAAGAUCGUCGCGGAACCUGACAUGGUGCCUGAUUGGGCUGUAUUUGGUACUGAAGGUGUUAUCUUUGGUUCCAUAGUACCAUUCAUUGACUCUUUCGUUCGUUAUCAACACCAGCCAAAAACCAGGUCAUCAGUUUACAAAAACACCCUAGGAUCAUUUAUAAGAUGUGCCAAUACUCUUUUGGGCUUAAUAUUUGGUAUUAGGAAACUUGAAUGGUCCUCCUCUUUGCAGGCAGCUGGUGCAUGGAGCUUAUUAAACAUUGUUCUGUGGUUGUUCUUUGAUGGCACUUUAACCGUUUUUUUCCCAGGUCUAGUAAUUGGUGCCCUUAGUGCGUUCACUUGCUCACAAUGUUUCUCGCAGUUGUCACUGGCGUUGUAUUUUAUAGAUUUCUAUUUUUUUGGGUUUUUGAUGUUCAGCAAGUUGGGCAGAUAUUUAUUCAAUUAA